AUGCAGUUACAGCUGCAGCUGCAUCUACUGUCCACUUCCGAUUCCGCCAUCAACCUCUACAAUAAUGACACUACUGCAGUCUGCACUCUGCAAUCUGCAUGUGAAGUGUAUCUUCCGUGUCUCCCUCCUGCUGCCGUUGGCCAUCAGGCUGUGUCCAUCACCAUCGCUAUCGCCAUGCCAUCGCCAAAUUGCGCUUUGACUCGUCGCUCUCGGGUCAUUCAUCGUUCAUUAUUUCCGCAUUGGUGAGUUGGUGCCUUAUCACGUCUCCCACACUGAUAAUUUACUCCCGAGUGGCUCUGGCUCUGGCUCUGGCUCUGGCUCUGGCUCUGGCUCUGGUUCUCAGGCAUCUGGUCAUGGCCUCGGAUCGUCAGAACCGCCUACCUAUCGAGUCAACUCACAAGCCGUUUCCUUCUCCAGUACUCCGUACUCAGUCAUCAGCGUUAUUUGUACAGCACACUACCCUACCGGCACUGUAGCCUUGAUCGACCCAGUGCCCACGAUUGAAGCCAUGUCGAACGUCUGCCGUGUUUCCAUUCAAUCCCGUACCAUAUUUCAGUGUUCGGGAAUCAUCACGAAUCCGAUCCCGCCGUUGUCGUCUCAUCUGCUCAGGGGCAAACCCGGGGCUGGGGGCCUGCCAAAAAAGAAAAAUGCUGCCCCUCCAAAAAGUGCCCAUGUUGAUUUUACUGGUCGAGAUUUCAACGCUCCAUGCACGAACAGUGACGAACUGCCUUGGACUAGCCUGUCCAGACAAUAG
Messenger RNA from Hymenoscyphus albidus, 754 nucleotides. NCBI's taxonomy places the organism in Eukaryota, Fungi, Ascomycota, Leotiomycetes, Helotiales, Helotiaceae. The record is from the annotation of a GenBank genome assembly.